GUAUAAUUGUGUUUUAUACAUUUUUUCGUGGUUGUAGUCAGUGGCGGAUGCAUAGUGGGUAAUGGGAGGUCACGUGACCUACCAUUGUUUUUAAUUUUUUUUUUUUUCAAAAUUUUUUUUAUUCAUAUACAUCAGUUGGAAUGUUGGAUACAGGGCAUCUUUUAUUUUAAAAAGCAGUGACACACCAUACUCCACACAGCACACCCUUUUCCUCCCUUUCCUCCCUGCUUCAAAUACCAAGCCUCUCGGACUGAUUUCUUCAUUCUAAAAUCUUCAAAUUCAUGAUAUGAUUCAUCUCCAAGAUUCUCCUCUAUUAUACUCAUGGUUUCAGAUUUUUUAAAAAUUGCAAUUAGAAGAAGAAAAAACAGAGACCUCAAGAUGUUCGAUAAAAUGUCACAGUGAAUAUUUGUUGGAUAUAGUUUGAUUUUAUCAGUUUUUGUUGCGUUAUUGAUUCCUACUUGGGUUUGAUUUGUUGUUGACGGAAUGAAAAGGUUAAGUACUCGUGAUAUCUCAAGCUUCUUUACCAAAAAACCAACUGCAGUGAAUGCUUUUCAAGGUCAAGAAAGUGAAGAAAAAGAAAUUCCAGAGACAGAAAUCAAUGUCGGACAGGCAACUCAACCAAGCCACCAGGAUUCUUCUCCGUCAGUCACUAUACCUCAAGGUCCUCAACUUGAUUUUGAUAUUGUUAGUCUUCCACAAGAUCCCGGCAAAAGAAAAAAAUUGAGUGAUUUUCAUCCCAAUGAGAGAGAUUUAGUGAGGAGAACGUACAUACAAAGAGGCCCUUGUCAACCAGAAGAUUAUGAAUUUCCUCAAACACUAUUCGGGACUAAGGAGCGUCGGUUUAAUGUGAAAUGGUUUGAUACUUGGCGGUCUUGGCUUGAAUACAGUGUCUCCAAGGAUGCUGCCUUUUGUUUUGUUUGUUAUUUAUUUAAGGCUGAGUAUACGGCUGGAGGUGAUGCUUUUGUCAACGAGGGUUUCAGGGCUUGGAAUAGAUUAAGCACAAUUAGAGAUCAUGUUGGCAAGCACACGAGUGCUCACAAUAAAGCUGUGGUUGCUAUGGAGUUGUUUAAGAAACAGAGGGGCAGCAUUAUCACUGCUUUUUCGAAACAAACAGAAGAGGUUAUGAGUGCAUAUAGAGUGCGACUGGAAGCAUCAAUUACAGCCAUUAGAUGGCUCUUGUUACAGGGGCUGCCAUUUCGUGGACACGAUGAAUCUGAAAAUUCCAUGAAUAAAGAUAUUAUCAAUGCUUGUGCAAAAGAGACGACUAAAGCAAUACUUGAGGAGCUGGAUGGUGGUUUUUUUGCAAUUCUUGCUGAUGAAUCUGCUGAUAUAUCUGAUAAGGAACAAAUGGCUCUUUGUUUGAGAUAUGUAAAUCGAAAGGGAGAAGUAUGUGAACGUUUCAUUGGUGUUGUGCACGUACCUAACACUACUUCAUUGAUGCUUUUAGCAGCUAUUGAGUCAUUGCUUAUGGAGUAUUCCCUCACUUUCUCUCAAGUUCGAGGUCAAGGUUACGACGGUGCGAGCAAUAUGCAAGGUGCGAUCAAUGGCCUUAAAACUUUAGUAUUAAAUGAAUGUCCUCAAGCAUACUUUGUACAUUGCUUUGCCCAUCAACUUCAAUUGACACAAGUUGCUAUUGCUAAAAGAAAUUCAGAUUGUGGUUGGCUCUUUGUUGAUGUACUUGCACCUCUUCUAAAUUUUGUGGGAGGUUCAUCUAAAAGAAAAGAAUUUCUUCGAGAAAAACAGGCUACCCGAGUUGUUGAAGCAUUAUCAUUAGGCGAACUUGAAUCGGGAAGUGGUUUAAAUCAAGAACGAGGCUUAGGUAGACCAUGUGAUACUCGUUGGGGCUCUCACUUUAAAACAAUAUUGAAUGUGCUUGAUUUAUAUCCUGUUAUACUUGAGUCACUGGAUGCUAUUGCAGAAGUUUCUGAUACACUAGACUCCAAUAAGGCACAAGAACUUGAAAAUAGAUUUCCCGAGGUCAGUAAGGAAUUAUUAACUUGCAUGUCUUGUUUCAAUCCUACAAAUCGAUUUGCUGCAUUUGAUAAAAGUAAAUUAGCACGGCUUGCCACAUUUUAUCCCAAUGAAUUUUCAAGUACCGAAUUGCUAUUCUUUGAGCAUUCACUUGAAAAUUUUAUCAGUUCUGUUAGAGAAGAUGAAAGAUUUUGGAAUUUGAAAACUCUUGGUGAACUUUCUAUGAAACUUGUUGAGACAGGAAAAUAUAUAACUCAUGAAAGUGUCUACUUGUUGUUGAAAUUGGUGUUGAUUCUUCCUGUUGCAACAGCAAGCGUUGAGAGAGUAUUUUCUGGAAUGACACAAGUGAAAGCAAAAUUGCGCAAUAGUAUGGGAGAUCAGAUGUUAAAUGAUUGCUUGCUUACUUAUCAAGAGAGAGAUUUGUUUUUGAAGGUGAAAAUAAAUGAUAUCGUAGAUAGGUAUCAAAACAUGAGAAGUCGUAGAGAACAAUUGUAAUUGUUUGAAACAUUUUUUUUAGUUAUUCUAUAAAUCAAGAUUUUUCUAAA
Messenger RNA from Daucus carota subsp. sativus, 2516 nucleotides. RefSeq lists its product as uncharacterized. Lineage: Eukaryota; Viridiplantae; Streptophyta; Magnoliopsida; Apiales; Apiaceae. The transcript is spliced from 2 exons. Bases 484 to 2466 code for a protein of 660 amino acids. The record is from RefSeq and is a predicted model, not a curated record. Gene Ontology annotation, molecular function: protein dimerization activity.